AGGAAAAGCGUUGCUCCCAGUUGAAGUUGGGUUCUGCAGCUGACUUCUCCCUGGACAUUACAGAGACUGACCUGUCUCUACUGACCGCCAGCAUCAAGGCCCCCUCUGGCCGCGACGAACCCUGCCUUCUCAAGAGACAGCCCAACAACCACAUCGGUAAGACCUGACCCCAACCCCUUCCAUCCAUCUUGCAUAGUAAAGUAGGUUUGCUUUAACUCUCUCGCUCUCGCUGUCUCUCUGUCUCUCUCUGUCUCUCUGUCUCUCUCUCUCUCUCUCCCCCCCUUCCCCCCUCAGGUAUCUCCUUCAUCCCGAGGGAGGUUGGGGAGCACCUGGUGAGCAUCAAGAAGAAUGGCCGCCAUGUUGCCAACAGCCCCAUCACCAUCAUGGUUGUGCAAUCAGAGAUCGGCGACGCCUCCAAGGUCAAGGUGUACGGACAGGGGCUGGUCGAGGGACACACCUUCGACAUGUCCGACUUUGUGGUCGACACACGAGAAGCUGGUGAGUGUCUGUCUUAAAUGGUUAUAGGUAUUACAACGGCCCAGGGUCGCCCCGCCUGACACUGUUACCGCCACCCACCUAAAAUAAUUAGUCUCCAAUUAAAACGUUUUCUUUAAGAGGCCAUGGGGGUGUUGAUUUGGGGGUAUUGGUGUCCUGCCUUCAUACGUCACUGCAUGCCUCUCACGCUUAACCUCACGUUCUUACAAGGAUGAGUUCCUGACCAAAGCCUAGUUACUGAGGCUCAGGGGGGUGGUUCUACGUCUUUGGAAAGUUAAAGGGGAUUAUUGCAGCAGUGCUUUUUAAAGGGAUGGUUACGUAGCACAUACUAUAGCUGGCCUAUGACUCCUAUACAUUAGAGAUUUAAGACCUAAUAGUGUGGCGAUGACGUGGCGAGUGUGGUUAGCUUGCGGUUAGCUGUUAGCGCACACACACACACACACACACACACACACACACACACACACACACACACACACACACGCGGUCAGCACGGUCUUUCUUCUCUGGUUCAGUUGGGAGCCGUGCUGACCGCAGCAUUUAAUUAUGUUCCCCAUUUUUUUUAUUGAUUCUCACACCUUCACACACACGUAACACGCAGUCUCUGGGGUGUCUCAGGUUCCGGUAAUGGUGGAUAACGUGAGGAAAUAACCGUUUCAGCCAAAACGUCUGGUAAAUGUUAUGGUUAAUUUAAUGUGAUAUAACGCUGUGGAGUCUACAGGAUGUUGUGGAGUCAGUGACUGACCGUGUCCCAAAUGGCACCCUAUUCCCUAUGUGGGUCCUGGUCUGAAGUAGUGCUCUAUUCCCUAUGGGUCCUGGUCAAAAGUAGUGCACUACAUAGGAAAUAGGGUGCCAUUUGGGAAGCAGUCAUUGUAAUUAGGUAGAGUAGUACAGGGUGAAGAACAGAACAGGGCUUCAGAGGGGAAUGGAUAUACAGGAAGAGAAUGGAUAUACAGGAAGAGAAUGGAUAUACAGGAAGAGAAUGGAUAUACAGGAAGAGAAUGGAUAUACAGGAAGAGAAUGAACUGAAUGGGUUUAGUUAUUUAACCUUUUAACACUGUAUUACGGGAAACCAACACUGUUCUUUCUGGAAACCAGAAAUGUGCUUUUGUUGUUACUAAGUUUAGUAUUUUCGUUGGCUGUAUGAUGUGAACACAAUAAUGUGUGGAUUUUACAUCCUGAUUUGUUUUUCCAAAGUGUCCAUCAUCUACAGCGUCAUGGUUUGUUAGAAAGCAUCAUUUGAUUUAGUCACAAUGGUUUCCUGACCAUUCGGGAACUGACACGACUCCUGAAUGCAUUGCUCACUCCCAGAAUUAUCUGUCUGACUGGUGUUGUGGUCCCCUAGGUUACGGGGGUCUGGGCCUGUCCAUCCAGGGUCUGACUGGUGUUGUGGUCCCCUAGGUUACGGGGGUCUGGGCCUGUCCAUCCAGGGUCUGACUGGUGUUGUGGUCCCCUAGGUUACGGGGGUCUGGGCCUGUCCAUCCAGGGUCUGACGGGUGUUGUGGUCCCCUAGGUUACGGGGGUCUGGGCCUGUCCAUCCAGGGUCUGACUGGUGUUGUCAUCCUCUCCCCCAGGUUACGGGGGUCUGGGCCUGUCCAUCCAGGGUCUAACUGGUGUUGUGGUCCCCUAGGUUACGGGGGUCUGGGCCUGUCCAUCCAGGGUCUAACUGGUGUUGUGGUCCCCUAGGUUACGGGGGUCUGGGCCUGUCCAUCCAGGGUCUGACUGGUGUUGUGGUCCCCUAGGUUACGGGGGUCUGGGCCUGUCCAUCCAGGGUCUGACUGGUGUUGUGGUCCCCUAGGUUACGGGGGUCUGGGCCUGUCCUCCAUGGUCUGACUGGUGUUGGUGGUCCCCUAGGUUACGGGGGUCUGGGCCUGUCCAUCCAGGGUCUGACGGGUGUUGUGGUCCCCUAGGUUACGGGGGUCUGGGCCUGUCCUUCCAGGGUCUGACUGGUGUUUGUGGUCCCCUAGGUUACGGGGGUCUGGGCCUGUCCAUCCAGGGUCUGACUGGUGUUGUGGUCCCCUAGGUUACGGGGGUCUGGGCCUGUCCUUCCAGGGUCUGACUGGUGUUGUCAUCCUCUCCCCCAGGUUACGGGGGUCUGGGCCUGUCCAUCCAGGGUCUGACUGGUGUUGUGGUCCCCUAGGUUACGGGGGGCUGGGCCUGUCCUUCCAGGGUCUGACUGGUGUUGUGGUCCCCUAGGUUACGGGGGUCUGGGCCUGUCCAUCCAGGGUCUGACUGGUGUUGUCAUCCUCUCCCCCAGGUUACGGGGGUCUGGCCUUAUCUGUUGAGGGGCCCAGUAAAGUGGACAUCCAGACCCAGGACAUGGAGGAUGGGACGUGUGGCGUCUCUUACUGCCCAUCAGAACCAGGCUCCUACAUCGUCUCCAUACGCUUCGCUGACGAACACGUGCCAGGUAAGACACUCUACACAUACAGUGGGGAAAAACACGUGCCAGGUAAGACACUCUACACAUACAGUGGGGGAAAACACGUGCCAGGUAAGACACUCUACACAUACAGUGGGGGAAAACACGUGCCAGGUAAGACACUCUACCUAUACAGUGGGGGAAAAAAGUAUUUAGUCAGCCACCAAUUGUGCAAGUUCUCCCACUUAAAAAGAUGAGAGAGGCCUGUAAUUUUCAUCAUAGGUACACGUCAACUAUGAUUGACAAAUUGAGAAAAAAAAAUCCAGAAAAUCACAUUGUAGGAUUUUUAUGAAUUUAUUUGCAAAUUAUGGUGGAAAAUAAGUAUUUGGUCACCUACAAACAAGCAAGAUUUCUGGCUUUCACAGACCUGUAACUUCUUCUUUAAGAGGCUCCUCUGUCCUCCACUCGUUACCUGUAUUAAUGGCACCUGUUUGAACUUGUUAUCAGUAUAAAAGACACCUGUCCACAACCUCAAACAGUCACACUCCAAACUCCACUAUGGCCAAGACCAAAGAGCUGUCAAAGGACACCAGAAACAAAAUUGUAGACCUGCACCAGGCUGGGAAGACUGAAUCUGCAAUAGGUAAGCAGCUUGGUUUGAAGAAAUCAACUGUGGGAGCAAUUAUUAGGAAAUGAAAGACAUACAAGACCACUGAUAAUCUCCCUCGAUCUGGGGCUCCACGCAAGAUCUCACCCCGUGGGGUCAAAAUGAUCACAAGAACGGUGAGCAAAAAUCCCAGAACCACACAGGGGGACCUAGUGAAUGACCUGCAGAGAGCUGGGACCAAAGUAACAAAGCCUACCAUCAGUAACACACUACGCCGCCAGGGACUCAAAUCCUGCAGUGCUAGACGUGUCCCCCUGCUUAAGUCAGUACAUGUCCAGGCCCGUCUGAAGUUUGCUAGAGUGCAUUUGGAUGAUCCAGAAGAGGAUUGGGAGAAUGUCAUAUGGUCAGAUGAAACCAAAAUAUAACUUUUUGGUAAAAACUCAACUCGUCGUGUUUGGAGGACAAAGAAUGCUGAGUUGCAUCCAAAGAACACCAUACCUACUGUGAAGCAUGGGGGUGGAAACAUCAUGCUUUGGGGCUGUUUUUCUGCAAAGGGACCAGGACGACUGAUCCGUGUAAAGGAAAGAAUGAAUGGGGCCAUGUAUCGUGAGAUUUUGAGUGAAAACCUCCUUCCAUCAGCAAGGGCAUUGAAGAUGAAACGUGGCUGGGUCUUUCAGCAUGACAAUGAUCCCAAACACACCGCCCGGGCAACGAAGGAGUGGCUUCGUAAUAAUUAUUUCAAGGUCCUGGAGUGGCCUAGCCAGUCUCCAGAUCUCAACCCCAUAGAAAAUCUUUGGAGGGAGUUGAAAGUCCGUGUUGCCCAGCGACAGCCCCAAAACAUCACUGCUCUAGAGGAGAUCUGCAUGGAGGAAUGGGCCAAAAUACCAGCAACAGUGUGUGAAAACCUUGUGAAGACUUACAGAAAACGUUUGACCCGUGUCAUUGCCAACAAAGGGUAUAUAACAAAGUAUUGAGAAACUUUUGUUAUUGACCAAAUACUUAUUUUCCACCAUAAUUUGCAAAUAAAUUCAUAAAAAAUCCUACAAUGUGAUUUUCUGGAUUUUUUUUCUCAUUUUGUCUGUCAUAGUUGACGUGUACCUAUGAUGAAAAUUACAGGCCUCUCAUCUUUUUAAGUGGGAGAACUUGCACAAUUGGUGGCUGACUAAAUACUUUUUUCCCCCACUGUAGCUAACUUAAUGUACCAGACACUUAGCUCUGCUGCUCUCUACCAAGAGUGAUUAGUGUCAACGUUCGUAAUGCCAUGAGGGGUAUCCUACCAGUCAGGUUUGAGGAGUUAGCGAGGUAGAGUUCAACACGGGAUAACCGGUCAUACGAAUGUGGCUCACCUUUUAGUCAGGUACAUUUCUAUCCUCCUGAUUCCUGUUUUUUUGCACAAAAUGAAAAUGUGGCACAGACUUGCCCACGGAUGAAUGUUUCAGCGUUCUCAAUGACGAGUUGGGCGUUCGACUAGCUAGGUGCUACAUGCCUGCUAGAGUUGGUGGCAGGCGGGAAAGUCAUUUCUACCGUCGUAGAACGGAUAAAGCCUGAGCUGGAAUGUGAAACUAACUGAAGCUGGUUAGCUCUUAGAAAACCCUGAGUAGAUCCAGCUUGCUUCGUAACUAACAUACCCCUAUGGUGGUGCAGCAGAGCUUGUAGUUGUGAAAUGUCAGUGUGAUCUAAUUUUAAAAUGGUACAAUGAUUUGAUUUUAAUAUAAAAUGAGGUUAUAGUGACUAUUGGCCCUGCUGUGUGUGUUUGUGGCCACAGGCAGCCCGUUCACAGUGAAGGUGACCGGAGAAGGCCGUAUCAGAGAGAGCGUCACCAGGCGACAGAAGGCUGCUUCCAUCGCUACCGUCGGUAGUGUCUGUGACCUCAACCUCAAGAUACCAGGUAAGAACACCUGUAGAAUAUAUUCCAAACCUGUUGUAUAUAACCUACAGACCAGUGGUUCCCAUCCUGUUAUAUAUAACCUACGGACCAGUGGUUCCCAUCCUGUUGUAUAUAACCUAUAGACCAGUGGUUCCCAUCCUGUUGUAUAUAACCUACAGACCAGUGGUUCCCAUCCUGUUGUAUAUAACCUACAGACCAGUGGUUCCCAUCCUGUUAUAUAUAACCUACGGACCAGUGGUUCCCAUCCUGUUGUAUAUAACCUAUAGACCAGUGGUUCCCAUCCUGUUGUAUAUAACCUACAGACCAGUGGUUCCCAUCCUGUUGUAUAUAACCUACAGACCAGUGGUUCCCAUCCUGUUGUAUAUAACCUACAGACCAGUGGGUCCCAUCCUGUUGUAUAUAACCUACAGACCAGUGGUUCCCAUCCUGUUAUAUAUAACCUAUAGACCAGUGGUUCCCAUCCUGUUGUAUAUAACCUACAGACCAGUGGUUCCCAUCCUGUUGUAUAUAACCUACAGACCAGUGGUUCCCAUCCUGUUGUAUAUAACCUACAGACCAGUGGUUCCCAUCCUGUUGUAUAUAACCUACAGACCAAUGGUUCCCAUCCUGUUGUAUAUAACCUACAGACCAGUGGUUCCCAUCCUGUUGUAUAUAACCUACAGACCAGUGGUUCCCAUCCUGUUGUAUAUAACCUACAGACCAGUGGUUCCCAUCCUGUUGUAUAUAACCUACAGACCAGUGGUUCCCAUCCUGUUGUAUAUAACCUACAGACCAGUGGUUCCCAUCCUGUUGUAUAUAACCUACAGACCAGUGGUUCCCAUCCUGUUGUAUAUAACCUAUAGACCAGUGGUUCCCAUCCUGUUGUAUAUAACCUACAGACCAGUGGUUCCCAUCCUGUUGUAUAUAACCUACAGACCAGUGGUUCCCAUUCUGUUGUAUAUAACCUACAGACCAGUGGUUCCCAUCCUGUUGUAUAUAACCUAUAGACCAGUGGUUCCCAUCCUGUUGUAUAUAACCUAUAGACCAGUGGUUCCCAUCCUGUUGUAUAUAACCUAUAGACCAGUGGUUCCCAUCCUGUUGUAUAUAACCUACAGACCAGUGGUUCCCAUCCUGUUAUAUAUAACCUACAGACCAGUGGUUCCCAUCCUGUUGUAUAUAACCUACAGACCAGUGGUUCCCAUCCUGUUGUAUAUAACCUACAGACCAGUGGUUCCCAUCCUGUUGUAUAUAACCUACAGACCAGUGGUUCCCAUCCUGUUGUAUAUAACCUACAGACCAGUGGUUCCCAUCCUGUUGUAUAUAACCUACAGACCAGUGGUUCCCAUCCUGUUGUAUAUAACCUAUAGACCAGUGGUUCCCAUCCUGUUGUAUAUAACCUACAGACCAGUGGUUCCCAUCCUGUUGUAUAUAACCUACAGACCAGUGGUUCCCAUCCUGUUGUAUAUAACCUAUAGACCAGUGGUUCCCAUCCUGUUGUAUAUAACCUACAGACCAGUGGUUCCCAUCCUGUUGUAUAUAACCUACAGACCAGUGGUUCCCAUCCUGUUGUAUAUAACCUACAGACCAGUGGUUCCCAUCCUGUUGUAUAUAACCUACGGACCAGUGGUUCCCAUCCUGUUGUAUAUAACCUACGGACCAGUGGUUCCCAUCCUGUUGUAUAUAACCUACAGACCAGUGGUUCCCAUCCUGUUGUAUAUAACCUACAGACCAGUGGUUCCCAUCCUGUUGUAUAUAACCUACAGACCAGUGGUUCCCAUCCUGUUGUAUAUAACCUACAGACCAGUGGUUCCCAUCCUGUUGUAUAUAACCUACAGACCAGUGGUUCCCAUCCUGUUGUAUAUAACCUACAGACCAGUGGUUUCCCAUCCUGUUGUAUAUAACCUACAGACCAGUGGUUCCCAUCCUGUUGUAUAUAACCUAUAGACCAGUGGUUCCCAUCCUGUUGUAUAUAACCUACAGACCAGUGGUUCCCAUCCUGUUGUAUAUAACCUACAGACCAGUGGUUCCCAUCCUGUUGUAUAUAACCUACGGACCAGUGGUUCACUCACUCACUCACUCACUCACUCACUCACUCACUCACUCACUCACUCACUCACUCACUCACUCACUCACUCACUCACUCACUCACUCACUCACUCUCUCUCUCACUGUCUCUCACGCUCUCUCAUAUAUUGUGGUUCUGUACCCACACGCCCGUCCAUGUUUAUAUAGGCCAGAGAGAUAGAGGGUUGGCCCAAACUGUAGUAUGAGAAUUGGACCGUAGAGGAUUUACUGCUGGCUAUCCCAAGGAGCAGGAAGGGCUGGAAGCUAACGUAUCGAUGACAGCAGGGUUAUAUCCCCAAUAUAGCGGAAGGGCUGGAUGCUAACGUAUCGAUGACAGCAGGGUUAUAUCCCCAAGGAGCAGGAAGGGCUGGAUGCUAACGUAUCGAUGACAGCCCGGUUAUAUCCCAAGGAGCAGGAUGGGCUGGAUGCUAACGUAUCGAUGACAGCAGGGUUAUAUCCCCAAUAUAGCGGAAGGGCUGGAAGCUAACGUAUCGAUGACAGCAGGGUUAUAUCCCAAGGAGCAGGAAGGGCUGGAAGCUAACGUAUCGAUGACAGCAGGGUUAUAUCCCCAAUAUAGCGGAAGGGCUGGAAGCUAACGUAUCGAUGACAGCAGGGUUAUAUUCCCAAUAUAGUGGAAGCCCUUUCUCUGUAGCAGUUUGCUGAUAUCGUGCUCUGGGUGUGGACUCAACCAACUGUCAGUUAACCUUUUGGUCACGGGGUUCCCUAUACUACUGAUGUCCCUAUUCUACAUGGGUCCUCAUUCUAGCUUUCAAAAUAUGUUUUAUUUUUCCUACUUUGCUUUUUCAUCUACUUUUCUAUUAAAUGUUUUUUCCUGAUGUUACUAUUUCCUUGACUUCUUUCUGUUACUGUUUACUGUACCUGGGCCUCUUUCUUUCUGUUACUGUUUACUGUACCUGGGCCUCUUUCUUUCUGUUACUGUUUACUGUACCUGGGCCUCUUUCUUUCUGUUACUGUUUACUGUACCUGGGCCUCUUUCUUUCUGUUACUGUUUACUGUACCUGGGCCUCUUUCUUUCUGUUACUGUUUACUGUACCUGGGCCUCUUUCUUUUCUGUUACUGUUUACUGUACCUGGGGCCUCUUUCUUUCUGUUACUGUUUACUGUACUGGGCUCUUUCUUUCUGUUACUGUUUACUGUACCUGGGCCUCUUUUCUUUCUGUUAUCUGUUUACUGUACCUGGGCCUCUUCUUUCUGUUACGGUUUACUGUACCUGGGGCCUCUUUCUUUCUGUUAUACUGUUUACUUGGACCUUGGGGGCCUCUUUCUUUCUGUUUAACUGUUUACUGUACCUGGGCCUCUUUUCUUUCUGUUACUGUGUUUACUGUACCUGGGGGGCCUCUUUCCUUUCUGUUACUGUUUUACUGUACCUGGACCUUCUUUUCUUUUCCAGCCCUGACUUCUCUUCCCUCUGACCCUGUUUCUUUCUCCUCCCCUCCUCGUCCCUCUCUCCCUGUUUUCUUCUUCUCCUCCCUGGGUUUUGUCCUUGCUCCGCCUCCUACCCCCUACCACCUCCUCCUCCUCCCUCUCCCUGUUUCUCCUCCUCCACCCCCUCCUCCUCCUCCCUCUCCCUGUUUCUCCUCCUCCACCCCCUCCUCCUCCUCCCUCUCCCUGUUUCUCCUCCACCUCCUCCUCCUCCUCCCUCCUCCCUCCCUGUUUCUCCUCUCCUCCUCCUCCUCCUCCUCCUCCCUCCUCCUCCUCCUCCUCCUCCCUCUCCCUGUUUCUCCUCCUAUAGUGACGUGGUUCCUUCUGGCUCUAUCCCAGGAAAUCCUCUAUGGUGUCUCUCCUAUAUGUCGCUCCCACUGCUCUGUGUGGCUGGGGAGCCGUGGAGGGCCCCCUGGUGGCAGAGGCAGGGUGGUGUCCAGGCUGUCUGGCCUAGUACUGGGCAGGGCCCCGGGCACGUGGAGGACCUCUGGUGCCACCCUGGUUCUAGGCAGGGACUCCACUGCUACUACCCUGGUACGGUGCAGGGCGGUGGGCAUGUGGAGCGCUGCUACCCCCCUGGCGAGGCCCACAGGGCUGGAGGGUGCGUUGAUAGCACUGGGCUUUCGGACGGCGAGGUUGGCAGAAUGAACGCACUCCAUCUUCAUUACAUGUCACCAGUGUGUAUGUGCCUUCACAUGCACCAACAGUCUCUUAAGAUUAUUCCAUUGUAUUUAAAGCUGCAUGUUUGUUUGGUUUCUUUUAUGUUCUGCUUUUAAAAGUGAAAUAUCGACAUUACCUGACUUUCUGGAGGGGGAGAGGGAGCGAGGGGGAGUGAAACUCUGACUCUCCCUACAGCCUGUUUCUCUCUCUGACUGACUGACUGUGAGUCUCCCUACAGCCUGUUUCUCUCUCUGACUGACUGUGAGUCUCCCUACAGCCUGUUUCUCUCUCUGACUGACUGUGAGUCUCCCUACAGCCUGUUUCUCUCUCUGACUGACUCUGACUCUCCCUACAGCCUGUUUCUCUCUCUGACUGACUGUGAGUCUCCCUACAGCCUGUUUCUCUCUCUGACUGACUGUGAGUCUCCCUACAGCCUGUUUCUCUCUCUGACUGACUCUGACUCUCCCUACAGCCUGUUUCUCUCUCUGACUGACUGACUGUGAGUCUCCCUACAGCCUGUUUCUCUCUCUGACUGACUGACUGUGAGUCUCCCUACAGCCUGUUUCUCUCUCUGACUGACUGUGAGUCUCCCUACAGCCUGUUUCUCUCUCUGACUGACUGACUGUGAGUCUCCCUACAGCCUGUUUCUCUCUCUGUGCUGUGGACUAAUACAUAAUAAUAAUAAUAAUAAUAAUAAUAAUAAUAAUAAUAUAAUAGUAUAUACAUCACCUCUCUCCCUCUCCCUUCUCCCCCUCCUUCUCCCCCCUCCUUCCUUCUGCCUCUCCCUCCCUCCAUUCUCUCCCUCUCUCUCCCCUCCUCUCUCUCUCCCCUCUCCUCUCUCCCUCCCCUCUCUCUCUCUCUUUCUCUACCUCUCUCUCUCCUUCUCUACCUCCUCAGAGAUAGACAUCCAUGAUGUGUCAGCCCAGGUAACCAGUCCCUCUGGCACCACAGAGAAGGCAGACAUGGAGGCGGUGGGGCCCGGCACCUACUGCGUACGCUUCGUGCCCAAUGAGAUGGGCAUUCACACCGUGGCUGUGAAAUACAGGGACCAGCACAUUCCUGGGAGCCCCUUCCAGUUCACUGUGGGGCCCCUGGGAGAGGGAGGGGCUGGGAAGGUCCAGGCAGGGGGGCCAGGCCUGGAGAAGGCAGAGUGUGGAGUACCAGGUAGAGAUAUAGAUGUAUAGCUCUCUUAUUCUCUCUUUAUCCAUCUCUUGAUCCUCUCCAUCUGUCUCUAAAUCGUUCCAUCUUUCCACAUCUCUCUCCACAUGGGGGACAAAUAUGACUCUAUAUAAUAUUGAUAACUAUGUCUCCUUCUCCUCCAUAGCGGAGUUCAGUAUCUGGACGCGGGAGGCUGGUGCCGGUGGUCUGUCCGUCGCGGUAGAGGGGCCCAGCAGAGCUGAGAUCUCCUUUGAAGACAGGAAAGAUGGAUCCUGUGGGGUGUCUUACAUAGCUCAAGAGCCUGGUAAGGACCCAGCCACCUGGUCACUGGAUCAACAAUCUAUCAGACAUUACAGUUUCAAAUGUCAUGUUGAAUUACAUUUACAUUUACAUUUUAGUCAUUUAUUCAAUUAGGGUUAAGUGCCUUGCUCAAGGGCACAUCGACAGAUUGAAUUCUUCUCUAUGCUCAAAUGUUGUUUUACUGCAUAUUUAGUUUCCCUGAGUUUUUACUGCAUAUUUAGUUUACCUGAGUUUUUACUGCAUAUUUAGUUUCCCUGAGUUUUACUGCAUAUUUAGUUUCCCUGAGUUUUUACUGCAUAUUUAGUUUCCCUGAGUUUUACUGCAUAUUUAGUUUCCCUGAGUUUUCCUGCGUAUCUUAAGGUAUAGUUGAAUGGGUCUUAUAAAGGUAAUAGUGUAACUGGUUGUGUCCCAAUACCUGUACUUGCGUUCUAAAUGGUAGGUAUUUUGGGUAUGCGAAUAAGUAACGUUUUAUAGUAUGUGAUUUUUAUUUUUAUUUUUAUGAGUAUACUUUAAAUGCCAGGAUGUCAUACUCAUUUCAGCUUCUCAUCUAGUAGAAUUCACUGAACACUAUUGAGGAACAGAAUCGUCUAUCGAGACCGACAUGUGUCUGACAACAGCUGAUAAUCAAAUCAAAUCACAUUUUAUUUGUCACAUGCGUCGAAUACAACAGGUGUAGACCUUACUGUGAAGUGCUUACUUAUAAGCCCUUAACCAACAAUGGAGUUUUAAGAAAGAGUUAAGAAAAUAUUUACUAAAUAAACUAAAGUAUAAAAUAAAAAGUAACACAAUAAAAUAACAAUAACGAGGCUAUAUACAGGGGGUACCGGUACCGAGUCAAUGUGCUGGGGUACAUGUUAGUCGAGGUCAUUUGUACAUGUAGGUAGGGGUAAAGUGAUUAUGCAUAGAUAAUAAACAGUGGGUAGCAGCAGUGUAAAAACAAAGGGGGGGGGGGGGGUCAAUGUAAAUAGUCUGGGUGGCCAUUUGAUUAAUUGUUCAGGAGUCUUAUGGCUUGGGGGUAGAAGCUGUUAAGGAGCCUUUUGGAUCUAGACUUGGCGCUCCGGUACCGCUUGCCAUACGGUAGCAGAGAGAACAGUCUAUGACUUGGGCCUUCCUCUGACACCGCCUAGUAUAUACACUACCAGUCAAAAGUUUGGACACACCUAUUAAUUAAAGGGUUUUUCUUUAUUUUUACUAUUUUCUACAUUGUAGAAAAAUAGUGACGACAUCAAAACUAUGAAAUAACACACAUGGAAUCAUGUAGUAACCCAAAAAGUGUUAAAUAAAUGAAAAUAUAUUUUAUAUUUGAGAUUCUUCAAAUAGCCACCCUUUGCCUUGAUGACAGCUUUGCACACUCUUGGCAUUCUCUCAACCAGCUUCAUGAGGUAGUCACCUGGAAUGCAUUUCAAUUAACAGGUGUGCGUUCUUAAAAGUUAAUUUGUGGAAUUUAUUUCCUUCUUAAUGUGUUUGAGCCAAUCAGUUGUUUUGUGACAAGGUAGGGUGGGUAUACAGAAGAUAGCCCUAUUUGGUAAAAGACCAAGUCCAUAUUAUGUCAAGAACAGCUCAAAUAAGCAAAGAGAAACGACAGUCCAUCAUUACUUUAAGACAUGAAGGUCAGUCAAUACGGAACAUUUCAAGAACUUUGAACGUUUCUUCAAGUGCAGUCGCAAAAACCAUCAAGCACUAUGAUGAAACUGGCUCUCAUGAGGACCGCCACAGGAAUGGAAGACCCAGAGUUACCUCUGCUGCAGAGGAUAAGUUAAUUAGAGUUACCAGCAUCAGAAAUUGCAGCCCAAAUAAAUGCUUCACAGAGUUCAAGUAACAGACACACCUCAACAUCAACUGUUCAGAGGGGACUGUGUGAAUCAGGCCUUCAUGGUUGAAUUGCUGCAAAGAAACCACUACUAAAGGACACCAAUAAGAAGAAAAGACUUGCUUGGGCCAAAAAACACGAGCAAUGGACAUUAGACCAUCCCAUCUGGUUUGGGCUUAGUGGGACUCAUUUGUUUUUCAACAGGACAAUGACCCAACACACCUCCAGGCUGUGUAAAGAUUAUUUUAUCAAGAAGGAGAGUGAUGGAGUGCUGCAUCAGAUGACCUGGCCUCCACAAUCCCCCGACCUCAACCCAAUUGAGAUGGUUUGGGAUGAGUCGGAAGGCAGAGUGAAGGAAAAUCAGCCAACAAGUGCUCAGCAUAUGUGGGAACUCCUUCAAGACUGUUGGAAAAGCAUUCCAGGUGAAGCUGGUUGAGAGAAUGCCAAGAGUGUGCAAAGCUGUCAAGGCAAAGGGUGGCUAUUUGAAGAACCUCAAAUAUAAAAUAUAUUUUGAUUUGUUUACUACAUGAUUCCGUAUGUGUUAUUUCAUAGUUUUGAUGUCUUCACUAUUAUUCUACAAUGUAGAAAAUAGUAAAAAUAAAAACCCUUGAAUGAGUAGGGGUGUCCAAACUUUAGACUGGUAGUGUAGGUCCUGGAUGGCAGGAAGCUUGGCCCCAGUGAUGUACUGGGCCGUACGCACUACCCUCUGUAGCGCCUCACGGUCGGAUGACGAGCAGUUGCCAUACCAGGCGGUGAUGCAACCAGUCAGGAUGCUCUCGAUGGUGCAGCUGUUGAACUUUUUGAGGAUCUGAGGACCCAUGCCAAAUCUUUUCAGUCUCCUGAGGGGGAAUAGGCGUUGUCGUGCCCUCUUCACGACUGUCUUGGUGUGUUUGGACCAUGAUAGUUUGUUGGUGAUGUGGACACCAAGGAACUUGAAACUCUCGACCCGCUCCACUACAGCCCCGUUGAUGAGAAUGGGGGUGUGUUCGGCCCUCCUUUUCCUGUAGUCCACGAUCAGCUCCUUUGUCUUGCUCACGUUGAGAUAGAGGUUGUUGUCCUGGCACCACUCUGCCAGGUCUCUGACCUCCUCCCUAUAGGCUGUCUCAUCGUUGUCGGUGAGCUGAGGGGAAGCGUUGUACCAAAAAUGAACCAAUGACGGGAAUCAAUGCAGUUGCGCAUUAAUGACACAUUCUCAGUAGGAGGAGCCUAGUAUGAUGAUAUUCUCAGUAGGAGGAGCCUAGUAUGAUGAUAUUCUCAGUAGGAGGAGCCUAGUAUGAUGAUAUUUGUUGUUUACUGCAUUCGUUUUUUCCCUAAACGUUGUAAAUAGUAUGUUGUUUAUGUAGGUAAUACACAAGCCAGAUUUCAGACAGCCAUGGUCUAUACAGUACUAUACCUUUUGUUGUUGUCAACACACACAUCUUUCUCUGCAGGUGACUAUGAGGUGUCUGUGAAGUUCAACGAGGAGCAUAUCCCAGACAGCCCGUACCUCGUGCCCGUCACGGCGCCAACGGACGACGCCCGCCGCCUCACUGUUGCUAGUCUUCAGGUGAGACACGAGGAGACACCUCCACACCUGCACCAUGUCCGCAGCUAUUUAGUUAGGAAAAAAAAAAAGAAGAAUGUUUGCAAGCUCCUAACACUUAUUCGUUCGUGAGUUGCACAACAAAUCUAUUCAGUUUCAACAUUUCCAGAGCUCCCUUGUAAAAAGAGAUUUGUAUCUCAAAUGGGACUCAAAUUGUUACAUCAACUUAAAAUAGAUUGAAUGGAGAUAUAAGAUAGUGGUGGGCCAAUCAGCUGUAUUAUCUUCUAUCAGAUUGAAUAAUGUGUUUUAAAUGGGAAUAAAGAACUACUGUAUGUUCCAAAGCCCUACUCCCAUAUCUUAAUGAGGCAUCACUAGUAUGGACUGGACCCACUGGACUCCAAAUGGUAUCAUGUUAGGGUUAUGGACUGGACCCACUGGACUCCAAAUGGUAUCAUGUUAGGGUUAUGGACUGGACCCACUGGACUCCAAAUGGUAUCAUGUUAGGGUUAUGGACUGGACCCACUGGACUCCAAAUGGUAUCAUGUUAGGGUUAUGGACUGGACCCACUGGACUCCAAAUGGUAUCAUGUUAGGGUUAUGGACUGGACCCACUGGACUCCAAAUGGUAUCAUGUUAGGGUUAUGGACUGGACCCAUUGGACUCCAAAUGGUAUCAUGUUAGGGUUAUGGACUGGACCCAUUGGACUCCAAAUGGUAUCAUGUUAGGGUUAUGGACUGGACCCACUGGACUCCAAAUGGUAUCAUGUUAGGGUUAUGGACUGGACCCACUGGACUCCAAAUGGUAUCAUGUUAGGGUUAUGGACUGGACCCACUGGACUCCAAAUGGUAUCAUGUUAGGGUUAUGGACUGGACCCACUGGACUCCAAAUGGUAUCAUGUUAGGGUUAUGGACUGGACCCAUUGGACUCCAAAUGGUAUCAUGUUAGGGUUAUGGACUGGACCCAUUGGACUCCAAAUGGUAUCAUGUUAGGGUUAUGGACUGGACCCACUGGACUCCAAAUGGUAUCAUGUUAGGGUUAUGGACUGGACCCACUGGACUCCAAAUGGUAUCAUGUUAGGGUUAUGGACUGGACCCAUUGGACUCCAAAUGGUAUCAUGUUAGGGUUAUGGACUGGACCCACUGGACUCCAAAUGGUAUCAUGUUAGGGUUAUGGACUGGACCCCACUGGACUCCAAAUGGUAUCAUGUUAGGGUUAUGGACUGGACCCACUGGACUCCAAAUGGUAUCAUGUUAGGGUUAUGGACUGGACCCACUGGACUCCAAAUGGUAUCAUGUUAGGGUUAUGGACUGGACCCAUUGGGCUCCAAAUGGUAUCAUGUUAGGGUUAUGGACUGGACCCAUUGGGCUCCAAAUGGUAUCAUGUUAGGGUUAUGGACUGGACCCAUUGGGCUCCAAAUGGUAUCAUGUUAGGGUUAUGGACUGGACCCAUUGGGCUCCAAAUGGUAUCAUGUUAGGGUUAUGGACUGGACCCAUUGGGCUCCAAAUGGUAUCAUGUUAGGGUUAUGGACUGGACCCAUUGGGCUCCAAAUGGUAUCAUGUUAGGGUUAUGGACUGGACCCACUGGACUCCAAAUGGUAUCAUGUUAGGGUUAUGGACUGGACCCAUUGGGCUCCAAAUGGUAUCAUGUUAGGGUUAUGGGCUGGACCCACUGGACUCCAAAUGGUAUCAUGUUAGGGUUAUGGACUGGACCCAUUGGGCUCCAAAUGGUAUCAUGUUAGGGUUAUGGGCUGGACCCACUGGACUCCAAAUGGUAUCAUGUUAGGGUUAUGGGCUGGACCCACUGGACUCCAAAUGGUAUCAUGUUAGGGUUAUGGGCUGGACCCACUGGACUCCAAAUGGUAUCAUGUUAGGGUUAUGGGCUGGACCCACUGGACUCCAAAUGGUAUCAUGUUAGGGUUAUGGACUGGACCCACUGGACUCCAAAUGACCAACAAUGUCACUUAAACCCUUUAAAGCCAACUUCCUGUUGGAGCUAGAAGGUGCACUUUAUACAGACUUACACACACAUACUCCAUGUACUUACAGCAAACAUGGAGGAGGUGAAUCCCAUAUUCAUUUUUCACUUGAUCUUGAUAGUCCCCACCUAGUAAGCCAAGCUGUUGUAUAUUAGCUGCAAUCUAUGGACCAUCGAUUGGUAAUUAUCCAAAUAAAGUGUGAGCUAAUCUAGAGCUUAGUUUUAUCUUGUUGUGAAUAGCUGCGGGACAUCCUUCAUACUCUGGUGUGGAACUCUGUGGUGUUUCUCUUGUGUUUCAUUUAAAGGCUUUUAACAGCAUCAACAUCAUUCCGGCUCUCUGCUUGGCUGGCUAAAGCAGAGAGAGGAAGACCCGCCCACCCCUUCAUACCUGUAGCCCCCGCCCACUCCUCAUACCUGUAGACCCCGCCCACCCUCAUACCUGUAGACCCCGCCCACUCCUCAUACCUGUAGACCCCGCCCACUCCUCAUACCUGUAGACCCCGCCCACUCCUCAUACCUGUAGACCCCGCCCCCACCUGGUUUAGUCUUCUAGAACCUUUUUAGUAACUUUAUUCUAGCUCUGUAGUAAUCCUGUCCUAACCCUAUAGACCUGUACUGUCUAUAGUAGAGUACCUACGAGGACUCAGGUCUACCUCUCUAGGCAUUAGCCGGUCCAAGGUGAGCACAGGUAAAAAUACAAUGGUAGUUAUUAGAUCCGUAGUGGUGUUCUGUGUUCUAAAGUGGUAUGAUGCAAGUGUUCACAUCCGAGUGGAGAUCAGCCUGAGCCAAGGUGCUGUGGCAGAUUUUUUGUUCAUCUUUGUUCAUGUGAAAGGAGCAUUGCAUGAGAAGUUGUUCAGAGUGCAAGGUGAUUUGUAGAUUCUGUGCAGCAAGAGUACUCGGGCUGACUGUCUCCAACAUGGGGAGUACCUUGAUUUAUAAAAUGGUAACGAAAAUUAUAAUGGCCUUGUAUUCUUGGGUCUGAGGUGGCAAUGCAAGCCACAACCUUGGCUGACCAAUCAGACCCGCGCUGAUGAUUGGUUCUCCAUGGGACACUCCCUCUGAUUGGGUGUGUAGAGCAUGUGGGAGGGGCUUCACUAACCUGUUGAUUGGCUGCCUCCAGGAGUCAGGCCUCAAGGUAAACCACCCAGCAUCCUUUGCGGUACAUCUGAACGGUGCCAAGGGAACCAUCGACGCCAAGGUCCACUCACCCUCCGGAGCUCUGGAGGAAUGUGCUGUGUCUCAACUGGAGCAAGGUGAGGCUUCCUAAGGGGAAUAAUAAUAUGUCCCUCAUUAUGUUAUAUGUCUAGCUGUUGAUAUGUCCCUCAUUAUGUUAUAUGUAUAGCUGUUGAUAUGUCCCUCAUUAUGUUAUGUCUAGCUGUUGAUAUGUCCCUCAUUAUGUUAUAUGUAAAGCUGUUGAUAUGUCCCUCAUUAUGUUAUAUGUCUAGCUGUUGAUAUGUCCCUCAUUAUGUUAUAUGUAAAGCUGUUGAUAUGUCCCUCAUUAUGUUAUAUGUAAAGCUGUUGAUAUGUCCCUCAUUAUGUUAUAUGUCUAGCUGUUGAUAUGUCCCUCAUUAUGUUAUAUGUCUAGCUGUUGAUAUGUCCCUCAUUAUGUUAUAUGUAAAGCUGUUGAUAUGUCCCUCAUUAUGUUAUAUGUCUAGCUGUUGAUAUGUCCCUCAUUAUGUUAUAUGUAAAGCUGUUGAUAUGUCCCUCAUUAUGUUAUAUGUCUAGCUGUUGAUAUGUCCCUCAUUAUGUUAUAUGUCUAGCUGUUGAUAUGUCCCUCAUUAUGUUAUAUGUAAAGCUGUUGAUAUGUCCCUCAUUAUGUUAUAUGUCUAGCUGUUGUUGAUAUGUCCCUCUUUAUGUUAUAUGUAAAGCUGUUGAUAUGUCCCUCAUUAUGUUAUAUGUAAAGCUGUUGAUAUGUCCCUCAUUAUGUUAUAUGUCUAGCUGUUGAUAUGUCCCUCAUUAUGUUAUAUGUAUAGCUGUUGAUAUGUCCCUCAUUAUGUUAUAUGUAUAGCUGUUGAUAUGACCCUCAUUGUUAUUGCCUUCAGAAAGUAUUCACACCCCUUGACUUUUUCCACAUUUUGUUGUGUUACAGCCUGAAUUUAAAUUUGACAUUAUGGGGUGACAACAAAUCUCAAUUUUAUCAAAGUGGAAUUAUGUUUUUUGAAAUUUGUACAAAUUAAUUACAAAUGUAAAGCUGAAGUAAGUAUUCAACCCCCCCUUUGUAUGGCAAGCCUAAAUAAGUUCAGGAGGAAGAAUUUGCUUAACAAGUCACAAAAUAAGUUGCAUGGACAUGAUUUUUGAAUGACUACCUCAUCUCUGUACCCCACACGUACAAUUAUUUGAAAGGUCCCUCAGUCGAACAGUGAAUUUCAAAACCAGAUUCAACCACAAUGACCAGGGAGAUUUCCCAAUGGCUCGCAAAGAAGGCCACCUAUUGGUAGAUUGGUAAAAAUAAUGCAGACAUUGAAUAUCCCCUUUGAGCAUGGUGUAGUUAUUAGACUUUGGAUGGUGUAUCAGUACACCUAGUCAAUGUGGAAUAAGUCAAGGGGAAUACUUUCGGAAGGCUCAGUAUAUGUAUAUGUCCAAUCCCUUAUUAGGAGUCUUGAUUAAACCAUUUAUCUGUUCCCUCCCCCCCCAGAUAAGUAUGCUAUCCGGUUCAUCCCGCGUGAGAACGGGCUCCACUCCAUCGAUGUCAAGUUCAACGGCAGCCACAUCCCCGGCAGCCCCUUCCAGGUGCGGGUGGGAGAGCCUGGGCAGAGCGGAGACGCAGGGCUGGUCACUGCACACGGAGCUGGACUGGAGAGAGGGACCACAGGUGACCUUGUUAUUGAUACCACCUUACUCUAACCUUGGUACCACCUUACUCUAACCUUAACACAGCCUUUCUUCAUUCUCUCCUAAGCAAUGGGACUACUACUACUACUACUACUACUACUACUACUACUACUACUACUACUACUACCACUACUACUACCACUACUACUACUACUACCACCACUACUACUACUACUACUACUACCACUACUACCACUACUACUACUACCACUACUACUACUACUACUACUACUACUACUACUACUACUACUACCACUACUACUACUACUACUACUACCACUACUACUACCACCACUACUACUACUACCACUACUACCACUACUACUACUAUUAUUAUUAUUAUUAUUAUUACUACUACUACUACUAUUACUACUACUACUACUACUACUACUAUUAUUACUACUACUACCACUACUAUUAGUAUUACUACUACUACUAUUACUAUUACUACUACCACCACCACUACUUCUACUACCACUACUAUUUCUAUUACUACUACUAUUAUUACUACCACCACCACCACCACCACCACCACUACUACUACUACCACCACUACUACUGCCACCACUACUCACUACUACUAUUACUACUACUACUACUGCCACUAACUACUACCCUACUACUACUACUACUACCACUACUACUACUCCUCCAUCUCUCUCUCCCUCCAUCUCUCUCUCUCCUCCCUCCAUCUCCUCUCUCUCCUCCCCCUCCCUCCAUCUCUCUCUCUCUCCCUCCCUCCCUCCAUCCUCUCUCCUCUCUCCCUCCAUCUCUCUCUCUCCCUCCACUCCCUCUUCUCUCUCUCUCCUCCCUCUCUCUCUCUCCUCCCUCCCUCCUCUCUCUCCACUCUCUCUCUCUCUCCCUCCAUCUCUCUCUCUCUCCCUCCAUCUCUCCUCUCUCUCCUCUCUCUCCCCUCCAUCUCUCCUCUCUCCCCUCCAUCUCCUGGUCUCUCCUCCCUUCUCUCUUCUCAUCUACUCUGCUCCCGUCCAUCUCUCUCCGUUCGUCUACUCUCAUCUCUGCCCUCCAGCCUCCUCAUCCUGGUUUCUAUUGUGUUUUAUUCAAUUGUCUGCACUCGACGCUCACACCUUGUUAACUUAUCUGUCCACAUGCACUAUGUCAGUUCGUUUUAAUGCUUGUUCUCUAUUCCUUUUCUGUCCCCAUUGAGCCCGCACCAUCACUCUCUGUUACCACCUUCAUUGUCCAAAAUAGCCUACUUUCAUGGUACAUUCUGGGUAUAAUAUAUCUCUCUAACCUGCCGGAUCAUCAAAUUAGGCUGCGUUCAACCUGUCUACUGUUGACCAACCUAUUACAUUAAAACAAGCUCACACUCGAACAUCACAAUGGAGUAGAAAAGGCCAGAGGUCUGGAUAACACCUGGCGCCACAUAACCGUUGGGCUGCGUCCCAAAUGGGUCCCCGUUUCCUACAUAGGGCGAUCGUCAGAAAGUAGUGUGCUGUGAGCCCUAGUUAAAAGUAGUGCACUAUGUAGGGAAUAGGGUGCCAUUUUGGAACGCAACCAAUGUUUAUGAGAGCUGUAGCGUUUGAAUGGAGGGUGAAGAAGAACAGGCUUGUUAUGGAGGAAACAUAAAUCAGGUCGUUACGGUGGUCUGGUGGCCUCAUGGUCUGAACUCCCAGCCUUUACAUUCUCUAUAUAUAGUGCGCUACUUUUGACUAGGGCCCAUAGGGAUCUGGUUAUAAGUAGUGCACUACGUAGGGAAUAGGGUGGCAUUUGGGAAGCAGACCCAGCUCUGUACAGACGACCUGGGUUCAAAUACUAUUCUAAAUCAUUUCAAAUAAUUAAGCUGGGCUUGACUGGCAGCGCUGGGUAUAUACACUACAUACUACAGUAGAUACUGCCCAGGCAGCGCUGGGUAUAUACAGUACAUACUACUGUAGAUACUGCCCAGGCAGCGCUGGGUAUAUACACUACAUACUACUGUAGAUGCUGCCCAGGCAGCGCUGGAUAUAUACAGUAGAUACUGCCCAGGCAGCGCUGGAUAUAUACAGUAGAUACUGCCCAGGCAGCGCUGGAUAUAUACACUACAUACUACAGUAGAUGCUGCCCAGGCAGCGCUGGAUAUAUACACUACAUACUACCGUAGAUACUGCCCAGGCAGCGCUGGGUAUAUACACUACAUACUACUGUAGAUACUGCCCAGGCAGCGCUGGAUAUAUACACUACAUACUACUGUAGAUACUGCCCAGGCAGCGCUGGGUAUAUACACUACAUACUACUGUAGAUGCUGCCCAGGCAGCGCUGGAUAUAUACAGUAGAUACUGCCCAGGCAGCGCUGGGUAUAUACACUACAUACUACUGUAGAUGCUGCCCAGGCAGCGCUGGAUAUAUACAGUAGAUACUGCCCAGGCAGCGCUGGGUAUAUACACUACAUACUACUGUAGAUGCUGCCCAGGCAGCGCUGGAUAUAUACACUACAUACUACAGUAGAUACUGCCCAGGCAGCGCUGGGUAUAUACACUACAUACUACCGUAGAUACUGCCCAGGCAGCGCUGGGUAUAUACACUACAUACUACAGUAGAUACUGCCCAGGCAGCGCUGGAUAUAUACACUACAUACUACUGUAGAUGCUGCCCAGGCAGCGCUGGAUAUAUACACUACAUACUACAGUAGAUACUGCCCAGGCAGUGCUGGAUAUAUACACUACAUACUACAGUAGAUGCUGCCCAGGCAGCGCUGGAUAUAUACAGUAGAUACUGCCCAGGCAGCGCUGGGUAUAUACACUACAUACUACAGUAGAUACUGCCCAGGCAGCGCUGGGUAUAUACACUACAUACUACCGUAGAUACUGCCCAGGCAGCGCUGGAUAUAUACACUACAUACUACUGUAGAUACUGCCCAGGCAGCGCUGGGUAUAUACACUACAUACUACAGUAGAUACUGCCCAGGCAGCGCUGGGUAUAUACACUACAUACUACAGUAGAUACUGCCCAGGCAGCGCUGGAUAUAUACACUACAUACUACAGUAGAUACUGCCCAGGCAGCGCUGGAUAUAUACACUACAUACUACUGUAGAUACUGCCCAGGCAGCGCUGGAUAUAUACACUACAUACUACAGUAGAUACUGCCCAGGCAGCGCUGGAUAUAUACACUACAUACUACUGUAGAUGCUGCCCAGGCAGCGCUGGAUAUAUACACUACAUACUACUGUAGAUGCUGCCCAGGCAGCGCUGGAUAUAUACACUACAUACUACUGUAGAUACUGCCCAGGCAGCGCUGGAUAUAUACACUACAUACUACAGUAGAUACUGCCCAGGCAGCGCUGGGUAUAUACACUACAUACUACAGUAGAUACUGCCCAGGCAGCGCUGGAUAUAUACACUACAUACUACAGUAGAUACUGCCCAGGCAGCGCUGGAUAUAUACAGUAGAUACUGCCCAGGCAGCGCUGGGUAUAUACACUACAUACUACAGUAGAUACUGCCCAGGCAGCGCUGGGUAUAUACACUACAUACUACCGUAGAUACUGCCCAGGCAGCGCUGGAUAUAUACACUACAUACUACAGUAGAUACUGCCCAGGCAGCGCUGGAUAUAUACACUACAUACUACAGUAGAUACUGCCCAGGCAGCGCUGGAUAUAUACAGUAGAUACUGCCCAGGCAGCGCUGGAUAUAUACACUACAUACUACAGUAGAUACUGCCCAGGCAGCGCUGGAUAUAUACACUACAUACUACAGUAGAUACUGCCCAGGCAGCGCUGGAUAUAUACACUACAUACUACAGUAGAUACUGCCCAGGCAGCGCUGGAUAUAUACACUACAUACUACUGUAGAUACUGCCCAGGCAGCGCUGGGUAUAUACACUACAUACUACAGUAGAUGCUGCCCAGGCAGCGCUGGAUAUAUACACUACAUACUACAGUAGAUACUGCCCAGGCAGCGCUGGAUAUAUACAGUAGAUACUGCCCAGGCAGCGCUGGGUAUAUACACUACAUACUACAGUAGAUCAGUGUCAGACAGAUUUAUAUAUUUUAUGUUUAGUGAGCAGACAUGCCAGAUAGACAGGUUUAUACCUCUUCUUCUGAUCUCAGUACAGUACAUAUGUCUGUGUGUCACAUGGCUGGUGAGGUUAAAUCAUUGGAGUAUGGGUGUGGAUGAGUCACAUGGUAACAAUAGUAGAUCCAGAUAUAUAUAUAUAUAUAUAUAUAUAGUAUAUAUAUAUAUAUAUAUAUAUAUAUAUAUAUAUAUAUAUAUAUAUAUAUAUAUAUAUAUAUAUGUAUAUAUAUAUAUAUAUAUAUAUAUACCUCAGGCCCAAAUAAAUGGAAUGGGUAAGUAAGGACUGUGGAUCUGGAACUGAUUGUGACAUAUGGCUGGAUCUACUGAACAGAUGACCUGGGACUUGGGGUUUCCCUCAGCAUAAGACCUCUUGGGUUCUGAAAACACCUGACAAACUUUCAUUUUGGAAUGUAACGUCUCUUUAACCUUGUCCUAACCAAUACUCAAACCUCCUGCGGGCCGGAUUCUGCUCCACCCCUGUCCUAAACCUACCUUAACCCUUUCUCUGUCUUGUCUCUAGGCCAGCAGUCAGAGUUCAUCAUCAACAACACCAAGGCGGGCCCCGGAGCCCUGGCGGUGACCAUCGAGGGUCCGUCCAAGGUCAAGAUGGACUGCCAGGAGUGUCCGGAGGGAUACAAGGUCCAGUACACUCCUAUGGCCCCCGGGAACUACCUGGUUUCCAUCAAAUAUGGAGGACCCAACCACAUCACUGGCAGCCCCUUCAAGGCCAAAGUCACAGGUAGGUCUGCAAUAGAAAGUCUUAACUAGGUCUGCAAUAGAACGUCUUAACUAGGUCUGCAAUAGAACGUCUUAACUAGGUCUGCAAUAGAACAUCUUAACUAGGUCUGCAAUAGAACGUCUUAACUAGGUCUGCAAUAGAACGUCUUAACUAGGUCUGCAAUAGAACGUCUUAACUAGGUCUGCAAUAGAACGUCUUAACUAGGUCUGCAAUAGAACGUCUUAACUAGGUCUGCAAUAGAAAGUCUUAACUAGGUCUGCAAUAGAAAGUCUUAACUAGGUCUGCAAUAGAACGUCUUAACUAGGUCUGCAAUAGAAAGUCUUAACUAGGUCUGCAAUAGAACGUCUUAACUAGGUCUGCAAUAGAAAGUCUUAACUAGGUCUGCAAUAGAACGUCUUAACUAGGUCUGCAAUAGAACGUCUUAACUAGGUCUGCAAUAGAACGUCUUAACUAGGUCUGCAAUAGAACGUCUUAACUAGGUCUGCAAUAGAACGUCUUAACUAGGUCUGCAAUAGAACGUCUUAACUAGGUCUGCAAUAGAAAGUCUUAACUAGGUCUGCAAUAGAAAGUCUUAACUAGGUCUGCAAUAGAACGUCUUAACUAGGUCUGCAAUAGAACGUCUUAACUAGGUCUGCAUAGAACGUCUUAACUAGGUCUGCAAUAGAAAGUCUUAACUAGGUCUGCAAUAGAAAGUCUUAACUAGGUCUGCAAUAGAACGUCUUAACUAGGUCUGCAAUAGAACGUCUUAACUAGGUCUGCAAUAGAACGUCUUAACUAGGUCUGGCAAUAGAACGUCUUAACUAGGUCUGCAAUAGAACGUCUUAACUAGGUCUGCAAUAGAACGUCUUAACUAGGUCUGCAAUAGAACGUCUUAACUAGGUCUGCAAUAGAACGUCUUAACUAGGUCUGCAAUAGAACGUCUUAACUAGGUCUGCAAUAGAACGUCUUAACUAGGUCUGCAAUAGAAUGUCUUAACUAGGUCUGCAAUAGAAAGUCUUAACUAGGUCUGCAAUAGAGCCAUAGAGAAUAGAGUGCCUUUUCAGACACAGGUUAUUGACUUGAAUCAAUCUCUUCCCUCCUCUCAGGUCAGCGCCUGGUGAAUGUGAGUAACGCCAGUGAGACGUCCUCCUUGAUGGUGGAGUCAGUAACCAAAUCAUCCAUGACCAACUCCCACAGCGCCCUGCCUCGCUCUGCCUCCGACGCCAGUAAGGUGGUCACCCGUGGCCCAGGGCUCAGCAAGGCCUACAUGGGCCAGAGGGCCAGCUUCUCUGUCGACUGCAGCAAGGCUGGUGAGGAGACAUUAUAUUACUAAAAGCGACUUUGGGUCCUUGAAAAGUCCUUAUUAUUAUUAUUAUUAUUAUUAUUAUUAUUAUUAUUAUUAUUAUUAUAACUAUUAUUAUUAUAAAUAUUCUUAUUACGAUUAUUAGUUAUUAUUAUUACUAUUUUUAUUAUUUUUAUUAUUAUUAUAACAUUAUUAUUAUAACUAUUGUUAUUGUAACUACUAUUAUUGUUCUAACUAUUGUUAUUAUUAUUAUAAUAACUUAUUAUUAUUAUUGUUAGUUAUUAUAACUAUUGUUAUUAUUAUUAUUAGUUAUGACAGACUACAUGACAGACUUGUUUGGCUACUAGAUUUGGGUUAGAAUGUGGUUACUGUGCUGGAUCCCUCUGGUUACUGUGCUGGAUCCCUCUGGUUACUGUGCUGGAUCCCUCUGGUUACUGUGCUGGAUCCCUCUGGUUACUGUGCUGGAUCCCUCUGGUUACUGUGCUGGAUCCCUCUGGUUACUGUGCUGGAUCCCUCUGGUUACUGUGCUGGAUCCCUCUGGUUACUGUGCUGGAUCCCUCUGGUUACUGUGCUGGAUCCCUCUGGUUACUGUGCUGGAUCCCUCUGGUUACUGUGCUGGAUCCCUCUGGUUACUGGGGCUGGAUCCCUCUGGUUACUGGGCUGGGAUCCCUCUGGUUACUGGGCUGGAUCCCUCUGGUUACUGUGCUGGAUCCCUCUGGUUACUGUGCUGGAUCCCUCUGGUUACUGUGCUGGAUCCCUCUGGUUACUGUGCUGGAUCCCCUCUGGUUACUGGGCUGGAUCCCUCUGGUUACUGGGCUGGAUCCCUCUGGUUACUGGGCUGGAUCCCUCUGGUUACUGGGCUGGAUCCCUCUGGUUACUGGGCUGGAUCCCUCUGGUUACUGGGCUGGAUCCCUCUGGUUACUGGGCUGGAUCCCUCUGGUUACUGUGCUGGAUCCCUCUGGUUACUGUGCUGGAUCCCUCUGGUUACUGUGCUGGAUCCCUCUGGUUACUGGGCUGGAUCCCUCUGGUUACUGUGCUGGAUCCCUCUGGUUACUGUGCUGGAUCCCUCUGGUUACUGUGCUGGAUCCCUCUGGUUACUGUGCUGGAUCCCUCUGGUUACUGGGCUGGAUCCCUCUGGUUACUGGGCUGGAUCCCUCUGGUUACUGGGCUGGAUCCCUCUGGUUACUGGGCUGGAUCCCUCUGGUUACUGGGCUGGAUCCCUCUGGUUACUGGGCUGGAUCCCUCUGGUUACUGGGCUGGAUCCCUCGGUACUGGGCUGGAUCCUCUGGUUACUGGGCUGGAUCCCUCUGGUUACUGGGCUGGAUCCCUCUGGUUACUGGGCUGGAUCCCUCUGGUACUGGUGGAUCCCUGGUACUGGGGAUCCCUCUGGUUACUGGGCUGAUCCUCUGGUUACUGGGCUGGAUCCCUCUGGUUACUGUGCUGGAUCCCUCUGGUUACUGUGCUGGAUCCCUCUCGUUACUGUGCUGGAUCCCUCUGGUUACUGUGCUGGAUCCCUCUGGUUACUUGCUGGAUCCCUCUGGUUACUGUGCUGGAUCCCUCUGGUUACUGUGCUGGAUCCCUCUGGUUACUGUGCUGGAUCCCUCUGGUUACUGUGCUGGAUCCCUCUGGUUACUGUGCUGGAUCCCUCUGGUUACUGUGCUGGAUCCCUCUGGUUACUGUGCUGGAUCCCUCUGGUUACUGUGCUGGAUCCCUCUGGUUACUGUGCUGGAUCCCUCUGGUUACUGUGCUGGAUCCCUCUGGUUACUGUGCUGGAUCCCUCUGGUUACUGUGCUGGAUCCCUCUGGUUACUGUGCUGGAUCCCUCUGGUUACUGUGCUGGAUCCCUCUGGUUACUGUGCUGGAUCCCUCUGGUUACUGUGCUGGAUCCCUCUGGUUACUGUGCUGGAUCCCUCUGGUUACUGUGCUGGAUCCCUCUGGUUACUGUGCUGGAUCCCUCUGGUUACUGGGCUGGAUCCCUCUGGUUACUGGGCUCUGGUUACUGGGCUGGAUCCCUCUGGUUUACUGGGCUGGAUCCCUCUGGUUACUGGGCUGGAUCCCUCUGGUUACUGGGCUGGAUCCCUCUGGUUACUGGGCUGGAUCCCUCUGGUUACUGGGCUGGAUCCCUCUGGUUACUGGGCUGGAUCCCUCUGGUUGGAUCCCUCUGGUUACUGGGCUGGAUCCCUCUGGUUACUGGGCUGGAUCCCUCUGGUUACUGGGCUGGAUCCCUCUGGUUACUGUGCUGGAUCCCUCUGGUUACUGUGCUGGAUCCCUCUGUUUCUUACUAAUAUUGUCAUAGUACUGUGUCAUCCGUAAUGCGAUGUGGGAGAGCAUUCCAACGCUGCUUUGUACAUUGGUUCUGGGUAACAUAUGCAUUGGCAACAUAAAUCAAUCAAUCGAUCAGUUAAUCAACAAAUAAAUCAUGUAAUCUCUGUGUCCUGUAGGUAAGAACAUGCUGCUGGUGGGAGUCCACGGCCCCCACAUCCCCUGUGAGGAGGUAUCAGUCAAACACAUGGGCAACAUGCAGUACAACGUCUCCUAUAUCCUAAAGGAGAAGGGCAACUACGUCCUGGCUGUCAAGUGGGGUGAGGACCACAUCCCCGGCUCCCCCUUCCAUGUCACCGUCCCCUAGAGACCUGGGGGAAGUCCCAAAUGGCACCCUAUUCCCUAUGUAGUGCACUACUUUGACCAGUACUGCAUGAGGAAUAGGGUGCACCUUACUGUCCUCUAUUCCCCCCUAUCCCAUCUGUCUACCAGACUGUCGAGGGGAGGAGCUACAUAUUUGUUGUUAAAACACAGAACCCCUUCCACACUUAAUUAAUACACCCAAUAUUAUGAAUGGAAAAAUUUGCACUCAACAAUAUUUUAUAAUAUACUUUAAGAAAAUUGAUGAUAUUGUUAUCGACUCAUUUUACAUAAUUAUGUCAAACAGGUUAACAGAACCCAAAUGAUUAAGUCAAGACUAAGUUUUAUUUACUACUGAUGGUUGUGGUCCUAAGAAUGUACAGCAACACUAUAGAUGUUAUCCUAUGUUUUUAGCCUAACCACCUAUGAUUCCAGGUCUAACUACGCUAACUGCUGCACAAGAUAACUAUUCAAUCAAUCUCUAAUUGUUCUGCUUCUUCAAACUGCUGUUUUUUUUUGGACUGGACUGUGAUGUCUAUGUGACUGUCUUUAUGUAUGGUGGGUUAAAAUGCGCUCUGCAAAAGCUGGAAUGUCCUGGGUUUGAACUGUCGUAUUCAGAUAUGUUCUUGGUUUGAACUGUCGUAUUCAGAUAUGUUCUUGGUUUGAACUGUCGUAUUCAGAUAUGUUCUUGGUUUGAACUGUCGUAUUCAGAUAUGUUCUUGGUUUGAACUGUCGUAUUCAGAUAUGUUCUUGGUUUGAACUGUCGUAUUCAGAUAUGUUCUGGGUUUGAACUGUCGUAUUCAGAUAUGUCCUGGGUUUGAACUGUCGUAUUCAGAUAUGUUCUUGGUUUAAGCUCUUACGUGUUGUAGCCAUGUGUGCUGUAGGUAAAGAGAUGCAACUGAACUAAAUGGUAGUCUACUCUCUUAACAAUGGACUUUGUAGUAAUCUGACUGGUUUCUGUUCAGCUUUUGAAUUUGAACUUAAACUGUGUACGUCAACUCUUCUCUUACCAAAAAACAAUCUGUCUGUCUCGAGGACUAUGCCUUCCCUGUCCUUUAUAACCUGUAUCUUCAGCAAUAACUAUUUUGAGAAAUAAAGAUGUAUUUGUACUUCUGAUGUCUGUUGUGUGUUAUUAUUUUGCUUAGUCAGUGCUAGUUUAGGUACACAAGGGAUUCAAGUCUUUUUGUAAAAGUGUUUUUAAAAGAGAGCUUUUGUCAUUUUGUAUUAGUAUUGGGUGGCUUAAUGUGAAAAUACAUGCCCAGAAAUGAUGUACAUUUGAUCAUUAAAAUAAACUGGUUGUGUGGGAGGACCCUCCACAACAAGCUGGUCUGUGGCUUACUGACACCCAUCUUCCUAUUAGAGUAUUCACAACGUUAUGGACAAUAUGCACAUUGGAAUGAAUAGGAAGACGGCCCAGCAAUUAUAAUAUGGACUGUGUUCGGAGAUGGUGACGUGGAACACAAGAUGGUGACGUGGAACACAAGAUGGUGACGUGGAACACAAGAUGGUGACGUGGAACACAUACAUGAUACAGUGCCUUCAGAAAGUAUGCACAGACCUUGACUUUUUCCACAUUUUGUUGUUACAGCCUGAAUUUUAAAUUGAUUCAAUUGAGAUUGUCACUGGCCUAUACCCCAUAAUGUUUUUACAAAUUAAAAUUAAAAGCUGAAAUGUCUUGAUUCAUUAAGUAUUCAACCCUUUUGUUAUGGCAAGCCUAAAUACAUUCAGGAGUAAAAAUGUGCUUAGAAAGUCAGAUAAGUUGCAUGGACUCACUCUGUGUGCAUAAUAGUGUUACACCUGAUUUUUUUGAAUUAUCUGUACCCCACACAUACAAUGAUCUGUAAGGUCCCUCAGUCGAGCAGUGAAUUUCAAACACAGAUUCAACCACAAAGACUAGGGAGGUUUUCCAAUGCCUCGCAAAGAAGGGCACCUAUUGGUAGAUGGGUAAAAAGCAGAUAUUGAAUAUCCCUUUGACCAUGGUGAAGUUAUUAAAUACACUUUGGAUUGUGUAUCAAUACACCCAGUCACUACAAAGAUAAAGGCAUCUUUCCUGACUCUGUUGCCGGAGAGGAAGGAAACUGCUCAGGGAUUUCACAAGUUGAAUGGCUGUGAUAUGAGAAAACUGAGGAUGAAUCAACAACGUUGUACACUGAAAUUGUUGCAUGUGGCGUUUAUUGUGUUAGUUACAGGAAAUGUGUCAAUUGAAAUGAAUAAAUUAGGCCCUGAUCUAUGGAUUUCACAUGACUGGGAAUACAGAUACACUACAUGACCAAAAGUAUGUGGGCACCUGCUCGUUAAGAUUUCCCUUCACUGGAACGAAGGGUCCUAGCCCGAACCAUGAAAAACAGCCCCAGACCAUUAUUCCUCCUCCACCAAACUUUACAGUUGGCACUAUGCAUUGGGGCAGGUAGCGUUCUCCUGGCAUCCGCCAAACCCAGAUUCGUCCAUCGGACUGCCAGAUGGUGAAGCGUGAUUCAUCACUCCAGAGAACGCAUUUCCACUGCUCCAGAGUCCAAUGGCGGCGAGCUUUACACCACUCCAGCCGACGCUUAGCAUUGCGCAUGGUGAUCUUAGGCUUGUGUGCGGCUGCUCGGCCAUGGAAACGCAUUUCAUGAAGCUCCCGACAAACAGUUAUUGUCCUGACGUUGCUUCCAGAGGCAGUUUGGAAUUCGGUAGUGAGUGUUGCAACUGAGGACAGAUGAUUUGUACGCGCUUCAGCACUCGGCGGUCCCGUUCUGUGAGCUUGUGUGGCCUACCACUUCGCGGCUGAGCCGUUGUUGCUCUUAGACGUUUCCACUUCACAAUAACAGCAUUUACAUUUGACCAGGUCAGCUCUAGCAGGGCAGAAAUUUGACGAACUGACUUGUUGGAAAGGUGGCAUCCUAUGACGGUGCCACUUUGAAAGUCACUGGGCUCUUCAGUACGGCCAUUCUACUGCGAAUGUUUGUCUAUGGAGAUUGCAUGGCUGUGUGCUCGAUUUUUACACCUGUCAGCAACGGGUGUGGCUGAAAUAGUAAAAUCCACUAAUUUGAAGGGGUUCACAUACUUUUGGAUAUAUAGUGUACCUUAAAAAAAAAAGUAGGGGUGUGGGUCAGAAAACCAGUCAGUAUCUGGUGUGACCAUUUGCCUCAUGCAGCGUGACACAUCUCCUUCGCAUAGAGCUGAUCAGGCUGUUGAUUGUGGCCUGUGGAAUGUUGUCCUACUCCUCUUCAAUGGCUGUGCAAAGUUGCUGGAUAUUGGCGGGAACUGGAACACGCUGUCGUACAUGUCGAUCCAGAACAUCCCAAACAUGCUCAAUGUGUGACAUGUCUGGUGAGUACGCAGGCCAUGGAAGAAAUGGGACGUUUCCAGCUUCCAGGAAUUGUGUACAGAUCCUUGCAACAUGGGCCCAUGCAUUAUCAUGCUGAAACAUGAUGUGAUGGCCGCGGAUGAAUGGUACGACAAUGGGCCUCAGGAACUCGUGAAGGUAUCUCUGUGCAUUCAAAUUGCCAUCGAUAAAAUGCAAUUGUGUUCAUUGUCCGUAGCUUAUGCCUGCCCAUACCAUAACCCCACCGCCACCAUGGGGCACUCUAUUCACAAUGUUGACGUCAGCAAACCACUCGCCUACACGUCUGCCCGGUACAGUUGAAUCCGGGUUUCAUCCAUGAAGAGCACACUUCUCCAACAUACCAGUGGCCAUCGAAGGUGAACAUUUGCCCACUGAAGUCGGUUACGAUGCAGAACUGCAAUCAGGUGAAGACCCUGGUGAGGACGACGAGCACGCAGAUGAGCUUCCCUGAGACGGUUUCUGACAGUUUGUGCAGAAAUUCUUUGGUUGUGCAAACCCACAGUUUCAUCAGCUGUCCAGGUGGCUGGUCUCAGACGAUCCCGCAGGUGAAGAAGCCGGAUGUGGAGGUCCUGGGUUGGUGUGGUUACACGUGGUCUGCGGUUGUGAGGCCGGUUAGAUGUACUGCCAAAUUCUCUAAAAUUAUGUUGGAGGUGGCUUAUGGUAAAGACAUGAACAUGCAAUUCUGGCUCUGGUGGAUAUUCCUGCAGUCAGCAUGCCAAUUGCACACUACCUCAACACUUGAGACAUCUAUGGCAUUGUGUUGUGUGACAAAACUGCACAUUUUAGAGUGGCUUUUUAUUGUACCCAACACAAGGUGCACCUGUGUAAUGAUCAUGCCGUUUAAUCAGCUUUUUGAAAUGCCACACCUGUCAGGUGGAUGGAUUAUCUUGGCAAAGAAGAAAUGCUCACUAACAGGGAUGUAAACAGAUUUGUGCAAAACAGUUGAGAGAAAUACGUUUUUUGUGCAUAUGGAAGAAUUCUUGGGUCUUUUAUUUCAGCUCAUGAAACAUGGGACCAACACUUUACAUGUUAGCGUUUUAUAUUUUGAUUCAGUGUAGUUACUCCACAAUACUAACUUAAUGACAGAGUGAAAAGAAGGACGCCUGUACAGAAUACAAGUAUACUAAGACAUCCUGUUUGCAAUAAGGCACUACAGUUGAAAGUUCCUGAGUGGCCUAGUUACAGUCAUGAACGGAGAGGCAGACGUGGAGGGGUCUAGGGGAACGGAGAGGCAGACGUGGAGGGGUCUGGGGGAACGGAGAGGCAGACGUGGAGGGGUCUUGGGGAACGGAGAGGCAGACGUGGAGGGGUCUGGGGGAACGGACGGAGAGGCAGACGUGGAGGGGUCUAGGGGAACGACGGAGAGGCAGACGUGGAGGUGUCUUGGGGAAGGAGGAGAGGCAGACGUGGAGGGGUCUAGGGGGGACGGAGAGGCAAGACGUGGAGGGGUCUUGGGGGAACGGACGAGAGGGCAGACGUGGAGGGGUCUUGGGGAACGGAGGAGGGCAGACGUGGAGGGGUCUAGGGGGACGGAGAGGCAGACGUGGAGGGGUCUUGGGGAACGGACGGAGAGGCAGACGUGGAGGGUUCUAGGGGGAACGGAGAGGCAUGACCGUGGAGGGGUCUUGGGGGAACGGAGAGCAGAACGUGGAGGGGUCUAGGGGAACGGAGAGGCAGAACGUGGAGGGGUCUGGGGGAACGGAGAGGCAGACGUGGAGGGGUCUAGGGGAACGGCGAGGCAGACGUGGAGGGUCUUGGGGAACGGAGAGGCAGACGUGGAGGGGGUCUUGGGGAACGGACGAGAGGCAGACGUGGAGGGGUCUUGGGGGAACGGAGAGCAGACGUGGAGGGGUCUGGGGAACGGAGAGGCAGACGUGGAGGGGUCUGGGGGGACGAGAGAGGCAGACGUGGAGGGGUUUUGGGGAACGGAGAGGCAAGACGUGGAGGGGUCUUGGGGAACGGACGAGAGGCAGACGUGGAGGGGUCUAGGGGAACGGACGGAGAGGAAGUGGAGGGGUCUGGGGAACGGAGAGGCAGACGUUGGAGGGGUC
Messenger RNA from Coregonus sp. 'balchen', 33125 nucleotides. Lineage: Eukaryota; Metazoa; Chordata; Actinopteri; Salmoniformes; Salmonidae. The record is from the annotation of a GenBank genome assembly.